UUUUUGUUUCGCGCGUAUAGAGAUCGAAACCUCAUGUUAACCUCUCAGUGAAUUGUUUCAUAAAUCUCACAAAAUUCAUUCCGCUGGCUUGAAAGCAAUUAAAAAAAUACCUUGGCUCUUGUAUCUAUAAGUUUGGUCAACUAGGAACGUUUGUACCUAGUGUCGUUUUACGCGCCACUCAUGAACUAGCGGUUUGGCGGACUCGGUCAAGUUAUGCAGGACCCUACGCUGCAGUUUUUGCGUACUUUAGUCACUCAUGGAGAAAACAAGUACUGUUUUGAUUGUCAUCAAAGAGGCCCGACGUACAUAAACAUCACAAUUGGUUCCUUUGUUUGUACAACAUGCAGUGGUGCUCUGAGAAAAUAUAACCACAGAGUGAAAUCAAUUUCAAUGUCAAAUUUUUCCCAAUCAGAGAUUGACUUCCUUUGCACUCGUGGAAACAAGGUACAGUGGUUUUCUACGGAUAAUUUCAAAUAGGCAUGCCGAAAAAUAUAUUUGGCUCUUAGCGAAGACCAAACCAUGACUGAGAAAGACUUGAAAGAUGGAGCUUUAGAUAAUUAUUUAAGACAGAAGUACCAGCUACAAAAAUGGUGAGUGUAUUGUUUUGGUUUUUUCUUUCAAAAAGAGAGUAGCCGAGCUACGAAAACUAUGAAAGUUUGCAUAAAAAAGCUAAGGUUAUUGGUGGAAGAUAGCAUUAUUGUAUUCUUCGAAGUAACACGCUUAGCAAGGAUAAACACUGUUCAUGGCACUACCCAAUGUUUACGGUAUCUCUUUCGACAUUGUCUUUGUUGCCCUUCAUCGUUCACUUAGUGCUUUGCGUUCAACACUACCAGUAGUACCAUCAAUAUUUCCAUCCUUAGUAGCCAUUUUGAACAAGGUUUGAAGUCACUAUGUGUUCGCGUAGUUACCACGCGAACUUCAGACAGAACCUUAUGGAUUACCUAGAGCUGGUUGAAUCCGCCACCAAUAUUUUACGUUCCUGAGUCCUGCCCGUAAAUAUCGGCUGAUUUUUCAGUCAUAACUUAAUGGUGAAUAGAUAUGGACCCGUCCAAUUUCUCAUCAGGGUAAAGAUAGGAUAAUGACAAACAACUGGAUAUCAAAAAUAUGGUUCGAAGAGAUGAGAUAGCACCUUAAUUAAUGUAAAGUAGCAUCAGGCUAAAUAUUUAAAUCAGUGCAUGACAAUUAUAUCCGGACGUAGACACAGUUUAAACCAAUAAUCACCGGUUUCGUCGCUUGUCGUGUAGGUCUGACUAACUCUAGAUUUAAAACCUACCUGUGUAUUAACUAGCAAAUGACAAGAUAAGUGAUGGUUUUGCUUGUGACACCCUUCGGUUGUCUCAGUUUUUGAUGAUUUAAAUCUUUAGGAACUAAACCAUGGUUUCUAUCAGUCGGUCACUCAUACACGAGAUAUAAAUAUUUAUAUGUGAUAAUUUAUUAUUAACCUCAGUACUGCUCACUGCAAGGUCUCACCAUGAUUGAGCUAUACUUCAAGGACAUUUAUGAUUGGACGCUACUAGGUUCUUCCUGUUUUGUCCAUUCAUAGGCUGUUUUAUAACCAUGAAACAACAUAGAAUGAACUUUCGCGUAUUAUAAUCACAGAUCAGUGCAGGAAUUACGAAGUGAUCUUUGGAUCUAUUCUAUCACAUAUUUUCCAUACCUAGUUUUGUACGUAUACUAUGCUUCUCUAACACUCAGAUUGAUUAGAUACGUUUCCUAUUAAAUUCCGACACAUCAAAUCGUUACAUUAACGUCAUAUUUAUUUAGCAAAAGAAUAAUACUACACCUUUGAAAUAUUGGUGAGUAAAACUGUGACUCAAAUUGUGCGAGUGUUACCUUUCUGGUUAUCAUAAUUGCAUGCAUUUUGCUGAUGAGACAGCUCGAUGUCAUUCAGCGUGUCAGUUUUCUUGGAAAUAUCGGUAGAGUUUGUACCAGUUUUCCAGGUAAACAAGAAUUUGUUUUGCUGGUCGAGUUAUAUUUAACUGUUUUGUUCUUAGCUGUCCUAAUAACUCAGUGAUAACGCCAGUUUGUUGAACGUCGGCUUAGUGGAUAGACCAUUCGAAUUUCGACCAUUAAGUCCUGGGUUCGGGCCCCACCCUCUGCUUCAGUUUGGGCGACUGAAUAGUACAAUUAGUCUACACUUGGGGCAUCGUUCAUAGAUGAGUACUUAGCGAAUGAGCGUAGUGUUCGGUUUGAUGUGGUAUGAUUCAGUCCUUAAGACGCUCAUGUUCUUUGCUUACGAAUAAUUUAAUUAUAAUUUUUACAUUAUAUUUGUUGCUGAAAGCUGUAAAGCUUGCUUUAAAAACUAAACGAUCAGACGGCGAAGGAAUAUAUUAUUCCGAAAACGAGUCUAGGGAUAGAUAAAUGCUUGUAUUAUACUUGGGAUCCUAUUUUCAGAAAACAAAUACCAACUGCCAAACUUUUCCCCUAGAGUUGCAUGUCUUUGAUCAGUAUCAGCUCUGAAAAAUAGAUAUUUUGGCCUAACAAAAAGUUGCUGAUGUUCAUAAAUCACAUAAAUUUAAACUGUUGUGUGAAUUCAUAAAUUAAUCAGGUCAGAUACGUCGUUUACUUAACGGAGCUGGUGGGCUUUCCAUCGCAUUUGUCCAUGAACUCAUUGAGCUAUGUCAAUAAAUGUAGACUAGCUGGGGUCCAGGUGAUUAUCCUAACUAUUGGUUAGAGACUUUGAGUGACAUGGCUCAGAAUCGUUUGCGGUGGCGCAAGUGGAUUCAUUCUAUAUCUUCUCCCAAAUCAUUAGCUGAAUUGCUCGCAUUAUUUUCUGUUUUUACUUCACUAAUUUAUGUUUUCUUAAAUCGUAUCUUCGACCCCUCAUCUUUCCUAUUGCCACUAAUACUGUGGGAUUUAGCCUGACGAUAACCUAUUGUUGUGCUAAUUUAUUUAUUUGAACACAAAUGUUGGUACAAAGGGGUACCGAAUACAUAUACACCACACAAGUCACUUGAUUUGUGUGUGAGCUUUGAUACUGCCCGGGAGUAUGGCAACUUGAACCGAUGCACUUACAUACCAGGUUCUAUUUUGCGACUGACUUACUUAACGCUACACUUGACUACAAUUUUUCCUACCCACGGAUGAUAAUACAUUUCGACAAAAGUCCAAAAGCAUCGACAGUCAAAUUAAAAACACGUAUCUUUCGCAUUCAGUGGUCACUUUCUAACUGUACGAACUGUUUUAAGGGUUAGUUUCUUUCCAUUUGACUCCAACAUGUGAUGUCCCGUUGAGUAUUUUAGCAGGCCAAUUCUCUUAAUAGUACUAUGAAUUUACCUAAGAAUGUUCCAAAGCUAAAACACCAGUUCAUGAGUCUAUUGUUGAUUAUUAAUUAAAUCGACAAGCAAGAACAUCGGAGAAUGGGUGUGCAAAUAAAAAGUCGAAAUAUCUAUAUUUAUUUUAUGAGUCUUAAUCAGUUGUAAGUUUCUGAUUGUCUGCGCUUUCAACCAGUGGGAGGAUAGAUGAAUAUUGAGGUGCAGACAUACGUUUAAUCGGACUCAUACAUACUUUUACAUAGUGGGUUAAAUAUAUAAAUUACAGCAGAUAAGUAAUAAAAGAUUCAAUGGGUUGAAUAUAAUGUAACGACUUUCAACAACUAUCGGUUUCAAUUGCUUAAACAAAUUUUGCAGAUGCUGCUCCCAUUCCGCACGUUACUUCUCGACGUUGAGACUAGGUGACAAAAGCCAAGAAGUGGUCAGUUUCAGGUUACAGAGUUUGAGCUAAUUAAGUCAGAUUUCUAAUUUAACGUUUAUUGCAAUAUUUAAAUUAUUUGAUUUCACGUUUAAAGCUUAAAAAACAAGAGAAUUGCUUUUACGAACUUGAAAUUCCUGACGCUAACCACGAAAAAGGAAAUUGUCAGUGAUUAGGAGUGAAUUAUACCAAAAACGUAUUAAAAGACACCGCAGCUGAGAUUAAUUUCAAGUUUUAACGAUUUAAUUAGUAUGCCUUCACAUAACUACAUGACGCUCACCGAUUCCCCACAUACUGAGAGUUUAUUUGUACUUCGAGUGCCUGGAAAUAAACUAAUUGAAGUGUAUCAACUGAAACUGCUCAAUAAGCUGUUUAUACUUUGAUCUAUCUUGCUGACUUAGCUGAGUUCAUGGUAACUUUUUAAGAUAUAUUAUAGGAUUGUAUCUGCACUUCAAAGUUCACCGAUAAUGAAACUGCACGGGAAAAGUAUAUGUUACUUCGGAUUCAAUAUUUUUGACUCCUAAAAAUAAGAAGUCAUCGAUGUCCAGUAUGGUAAUUAUUUCAUGGAAAGAACUUUACUUCUAACCUACUGGUAUUAGUACAGUAGCUUAGUAGCUAAAAUACGCACUUUCGAGCCACUACAGUUUAAAGAGCUGGCUAGUAUUAUUAGGCGUAAUAUGUAGAAACAUUUGGAAACUUUUUGUCCACUAAUGUAUCCUGGGUCUCUUAAGCUUUUAUGAUCAGUAACUGGUCAUAGGCGAGUAGAGUAUCACACUGAGUAUGGCAUACUACUCGAACAAUACUUUUUCUACCACAUAGUCGGUGUUUUAUUGGUAAGGAACGCAUGAUUAUUGAUUAAAUCAGUAUGAUAAUCGCCUAUUAUAACAUUUGAUUGUAUUCUGAUAAUUUCAGCUAUUGAUUAUUUCAAUAUGGUAUUCAAGUGUAUUCCGACAGUUUCUGCUAUAUAUUCAUUCAAUAUGAUAUUCAUUUAAGUCCUAAUUAUUGACAAUCGUUACAAAGUGAAUUUGUAUAUAAAGGGCUGGCAUUUUUACCUCCUGGAUGGCGGCCUAUGCCCCAUGAGAGUUAACAGGUUUAAGUAAGUAUUUUCCUCUACUGUAUAUUCUUUGCAGUGCACGCUUUGUCUUCUUAAUAGUUGCCACCUGGGUCAAGAGUUUUGAGUUGUAAUUGGAUUGCGAUCGCUUUUGCGUGCACCAAUUACGUUAUGUAUCGCUAACUAUUGCGUUGAUAUACCCCGGCCGCGUAGCAGGAAUCGGUCAGUCAUAGUCGACGUAGGUCCUUGGACACAUGUGCUCCCACCGGUUCAAGUUGCCAUGUCCCAUUAGUACAGUGCGAUAAAACAUAGUGUCAUUCAGCCUUCUCUGUUAUUCGAAUUUCCUACGUACUGCUAUAUUAUUACAUUUCUCCAUGAAUCAAUAUUUGGUUUGUAAAUGUUGUAGUCCAACUAAGUUUUAUUGUUGAUAUCUCGGUUUCUGUUACAAAUGUUUAUCAAUUCUAAACAGAUUAUUGCCCACAGUGCAUCUAUGGAUCAGUAAUUAAAUGAUCUUAUUCCUUUUAGGUAUCGCGAACCAACGUCACAGAUAGAAUCUGAAGCUGUGAAAGAAAAUCGAGAACUUCUUGAGCAGUCAGAGAAAAACAUGAAUCAGAAAGGCCAACGUAAUACAUGUGGUAAUGCAGCUGCUGGACUUAUUGUUCUGCCUACUCGCUCAAGUACUAAUCUUCCUUCCCAAAGCAAUCUAACCAGCGGGACAACACAAGUUAGUAAUGUCAAUGGAGACAGCUUGAUACCACAACAAUCUGUCACGAAUCAUUUCACCUUUAGUCAAAAACAGGAUGCAUUUAACAAAGCGACCGCUGAUCCAUUCGCUUCUUUUUCCACUCCAACUUCUUCCUCUUCAAAUACUGCUGCUGUUACCACCACUACCACAACAACAACAACUACUACUACGAAGUCUGAUCUCUUCGCGAAUUUCUGUCCUGAUGUCCUUACUUCUAUAAAUAAUUCAACAGUUAAAUCAUUCCCUUCUAACAUAAAUCCUACUAUAUCGAAUAUUUUCUCAAGUUCAUCGAUAAAUACAAUGUCUAGUUUCCCUGGUCCAAGUGGUGGAGAUAAGUAUGCCGCACUUGCAGAAUUGGAUGGUUUAUUUAAAAAUACCGGACUUAAAUCAAUGAAUCCAGAAAUAAUGGAAAAAGGUACAAAUGAUAUUACAUUACCUAAAACCAAUGUGUCUAGUGUAUCAGCCAGUCAAUGGGUCACCCCAUUCUCACCUCAUAUUUCUUAUUCCAAUAAUCCUGUUGUCGAAACAACACAUGGAUGGUCUGCGAAUACAUCUUUCAAGGAUAGUUUACAAUCACUCAAUCCCUUUGCCAAUCCAACAGUUGGAGUUCCAAAUCCUCCAGCUUUUAACAGAUUUACUAAUCCAUUCACAAGUUAUCCCAUUAUGACAGUACCUUCAAGUAUCAAUCAGUUUCCUGGAACUUUGAGUCUAUCUAAUCCAGAAAGUAAAAACCCAUUCCUCUCAAAUGCCCAGCAGUCAUUUAAUGCAAAUCCAUUUUCUAACUUGGCGAACUCUACAUCUGCCCAUUAUCAUUCACAAGUAACUGCUAGUUCUUUUUCACCCACCAUGCACCCAGCUAAUAAUUUUCCUACAAAAAUGAAUAAUCCCGUGGUAAGUGAUUCAUAUUACGAAUAUGUCAUAUUUCAUCUAGGCAUUUUUGUGUUUAACACGUUAAAUCCGUUUUUAGUGCUAUUUGUGUACACCAUACUAAUAUACUAUUUAUUUAUUUUAACACAUAGAUAUUGGUACAAGGAUGCACCAAAUACAUAUGCGCCACACAAACGUCAUUUGAUAUGUGAGGGCUGUGAUACUGCUUGGGUGCCCAAACCGAAGCAGGUAGUUUUCUUAGGGGGCCACACUCGGAGCCUUCGAUAUGAAGGUCUGAUCCACAAGGCAGUGGAGCGUCGUAAGGAGAUGCAGUCCCAUGGUAGCCGGUGACCAACAAUUGGUCCAUACGCCAUUUGUUCCUUCACGAUCCUGGAGCCCAUGUGCACUAUUGGUUUGAAAUCAGGGUUUUCCAACUCCCCUAGGUUGACCCUCCGUACGGAACACCAACUUAGUUAAAGCGCCGGACAUUCGCUUUUCAUUCUCUUAACUUUGUAAACAACACCCCUGGUGCGAGAAGGCGGUGAGUAGGACUUCCCUGGCAGAGGCUAUAUACGCGUGGCCAUGUGAAAGCAUUUGGAGAGGGAGAGCGGACUCUCCCCACUCUCGGCCAUACCAGGGCAUUUGGGGGCUAUACUAUUACGUCCAAACAAUUCAUACUAUUUACUAUUCCUAUUUACUGCUCAAGUCAUUUGCGUACUAGCCACGUGGUUUCAAGUUCAAACAAAUGUAUUAAAUGAUUCAGAGGAAUUUUGCCUAAGUAGUAUAUGGUAAUAUAUUCAUAAUAACUGGUCAUCAGAUAUCAGUUAACAUCAUAUUUAAAUCCUUAGUUGCUAAUGUAAUCGAGGCUUGUCCUCUAGCACUGAUUAGUUGAAAAUGGAUCAGUCAUCGUAUUCUAGUUUGACCCUGUCCAGAUCGUGGAAUAUUUAGAACUCCCUAUAGUACUAACAAUGUGAUUAACGUGUAAUGAAAUAUUUACUAUUCAGCGUAAAAUUACUAAUAGUUUUUUGUAACUUACAUCAAAUUGAUAUUUCCUUUAUGACUAUCUGUUUUAUAUAUAUUCUGUGUUGUUGUAUUUUGGGAACUUGAACUGAUUCAUAUUUGUGCCAGGCUCUCUAUUUUCAUUAUGAUUCGCUGUAGAUGGAAGACCAGUGAUAAAAUCGAUAAGCCAAACUAUUAACAAUAGUAGUUGCUUACGCUUAAUAAAUUUGGCCUAGAUGUAAAUUUAGGAAGAUAGAGUAUACGACGAAGGUGAAUGAUAUUGCUUCUGAAAAUGUGUAAGCAGCUGACAUUUUCUGAUUCACUCUAUUCUAAAAUGAAUUUUUUUUCCCAAAAACACUGGAUUAUUGUUGACGAUCUUACUGAUCACAGCUUCUGCAUGAUAUCGAUUUUCGUAAGUGAUCACUUUCGUAUAUAUUUUUACUUUGUACUUCUUUCCCGACUCACAAAUAUCUCCUGUUCAAUAGUAGUAAACAACAUUCUGUGUGAAAGUUGUAUGUAAUAAUCAAAACAUUUUGUAGUUUUUUUUUCUCUGAGAAAGAUUUUCACAUUAAUAAUAAAUGUCUGUCAGUUAAAGUUGUGUUACUGAAAAUCGCUCUUUGUUUUAAAUGAGUAGAUAAUCCGAAAAGAAAUUCUAAGUAUUUUGAGUUGUAAACUCAUACCUUUUGUUAUGAUAUAAAUAAAAGAUAAGCAUUUCCAAAUGGGAGGAUUGUUUAGAAAAAUUAUUUCUUGUUCGUUCUGUAAUUUAUUGUGUUGUACAAUAAACUUGUUCAACACUUCUAUUACGAUUAAACAUUUACUAUGUCCAGAAUUCUGAAUUCCUGUUUCCUUUUUUUCUCUCAUUUUUUUUUUGGUUUACAGAAUGGAGUAGUUGGACAACUUGGUCAUACUAGUGAUUCUACUACUCGUUAUCAAUUGUCCAAUUUCAAUCCUUUCUGAAUAGAUAGAAAGAGAAAAAUAUUACAAUGAUACCAUGCUUUCUUUAUUGAAUAAUUUUGAUUUCAUUGUCGGUGAUAGAUGCUAUUCUCCUUUUUAAAAAAUACUUAAUUUAAGACCCAUUAUGACAUUCGAAUAGUGUGUGUGUAGGGGAGAAGGAGCGAAGUAGAUUUCAGUGAUACAGCAUUUUAUUUUCUGUUUUCCUCUCAUUGUAUUUUUCCUCUUUAGCAGUAGUAGUAGUAGUUUUCUUUAGAAAUUUAUCAAUUUCACUUAUUAUUGUUAUCUCAUUGUCAUCAACAUCGUCAUAAUCAUUAGCGGUUUCCGUUCAUUAUACACGUGUGUUCCUUCUUUCCCCGUUAAUUUCAUCGAUAAUAAUAAUAAUAAUAAAUCUCUGAAUAUAAUACGUCCAAAUCAGUUAUUUUAAUCAGCAUCAGUCAACUCAUAUUUCACUCUUUCAAUACAGUUGGAGUAUGUGAACCACUUCAACAAUGUAUGUGUGUGUGUUGAAUUUUGUAAAACUAUAAUUGCUUUUCUUUACAAGAAAAAGAAAUCUCAUUUCCUUUUUAAAUCAAUCUAUAUGACAAUCAUUGAGUAACAUUCCGAGAGAAUUAUUACAUAAUAUUCUUGUUGUAUUUUUUCAAUGUUGAAAAAGAUCCAAUUUAUAAUUUAUGACUAUUUCAGUAAUUCUCUCUAUCUCUGUCGAUCUGUGUAUGUAUGUAUGUAUGUAUGAAUCUUGAAAUGACCUAUCUCUAUAAUGCUGAGCUAAUUACCUCUUUCUCUCUCUUUUAAUCUAUUCAAUCUAUUUACAAAUUGACUUGAAAAUACUAUUGCUUUGACUCCUUUUCAAAAUUUACAAAAUCCUAGGCGUAUAUUGUAAUUCUUAACUGGAUUAUUAUCCUUUUGUUUUUAUUUUAAUGAUUAGUUUCCAUUUGCUUUUUUUUAAUGAGAGAUAUUUUUCUUGAGUUUAUUUUCCCGUCCACUUUCCCAAUGAUAUAAACUUUCAAUUUAGUCAUUUGUUAUAACAACUAAUCUUUUGUUUGUUUGUUUGUUUGUUUUGUUAGACAAUUGUGAUUAACAAAAUCACAUAACUACAAAUACGAAACCAUUUGAAUUGGAUCUCUGUUGUAAAUGACAAAAAGCAUACUAUACAUCUCAUUCAUUAGUGUGUGUGUGUGUGUGUGUGUGUGUUUGUGUUUAUAGCUCGUGUAAUAAAAGUGAGAUAAAUACAUUUCUUUUUGUGAAUGUCACUACUUAGUGUUUCCCAAUACAGAUCAUUACAAUUAAUGUUUAGAAAAAAUGCAUAUCUACGUUACGCUAUAUGUUCUAGUCUAGUGUAUUUGUCUCAUAAUGAUGAUGAUAAAUGUAUGUGUGUCUGUGUAUGCUGUUUAAUAUUCAUUUUGGAUGUUUUUACUUUCAUGAUCAGUUUUUUAGGUGUCUAAUGUGUAGGUAUGCUUUACCUUGCAAUCUGAUUCUUAUCAUUAUUGGUUAAUGUAAUUAAUUCACUUGACUAUUGUUAAAUUAUUCACCUUUUUUUCUCUGGUAAAAAAGCGUUAAUUUUUUAUGUAUGCUAAUUAGACUCCGUCAUUAUUGUAUCAUAUAUGUGGAGCAUGUCAGUGCGUAUUCAUCUGCCGUCAUCAUUUAACUCAUUCCUUCCUCUCUCUCUCUCUCUCUCUCUCUCUCCAUAUAUACAUAUAUUCACUACAUCACACUACAGAUUCUCCGAUCAUUAUUAUUAUCAUUACUAUUCACAUUGUUAGCAGUAUUAUCAUAACAACUUAUCGACAAUAAAAUUGAAUCGAAUAAAUUGUGUCCAAAUCGUAGUCUCAAUUGAAAACAGAAAUAUAAUUUAGUUUUUAUGUCUGAUCGUUUGUGUGUAUGGGUUCGUUUCUAAUCAUAUAUAUAUGCUAUGUGUGCGCAUGCUACCUUUUCGCAUUCCUUAUGGUCGAAUUCCUGUGUUGUUUUUCUAAUAUCUUAAAUUUACUUUUUAUUUCCGAUUUCAUUAGACUGGUUAAUGAUAAAAAUAACAAUAGCCAUAUGUAACACAUUAUUAUCAUCGUGUUCUUACAUCUUUGUUCCUUAUUUAUCUGACUAUUCUAAGGAGGUGGGACGACUGAAGUAAUCAAUAUUGUCUUAUAAUUGAAGUGCUAACUGAGGGAAUUGUAUUGUCAUUACUAUAAGCAUACUAUGCAGUAGUUACCGUUUAAGUGUAACAUUCAUACAAUGUGUUAAGUGAUUCAUCUUAUUUCAUUUUUUAAAAGUAAAGUAUAGAAUUCACCUGUUUAAUUUUCCUUUAUUGUUAAUCAAAGUACAUUAUAAUUCUAAUCAGUCAUAACAUAGAUACUGGCACGAAUAUAGAUGUAAAUGAAAUCUGUUCAUUGAAACACAAAAUUUCAAAGAUUGUUUCAGUAGAGUUCUCUCUUCGGCAAAUUCAUUUUUCAAAGCUUCAUAUCAAAAAUAUAUACUCGUUUUUUUUCAGAAUGAUAAUGAAUAUAACUGUUAAUAAGAAUGAUGGUUAUGGUAAUAAAUUUGCUAAACAUGAUAAUGGAGAGAUGGAAUAAGCAGAAAUACUGAUAUGUUAUUCUUACUGAGAAACUGAAAAUGUAGUUGUUGAGACCUUGUAAAUUCAUCGAGAAAAUAGAUAAAGAUAAAUAAUUGUGAAGAAGGGUUGGUUAGCGCGAUAAAACAAAAUAAUAAGUUUGAAAUAAGUAUGAUCAUAGAAUAGGUG
Schistosoma haematobium is the source of this 11031-nucleotide messenger RNA. RefSeq names its product ArfGAP with FG repeats 1. Lineage: Eukaryota; Metazoa; Platyhelminthes; Trematoda; Strigeidida; Schistosomatidae. The coding region runs from base 5346 to 6704 and encodes 452 amino acids. The transcript has 3 exons. The record is from RefSeq and is a predicted model, not a curated record. Gene Ontology annotation, molecular function: GTPase activator activity.